Messenger RNA from Colletotrichum spaethianum, 1917 nucleotides. RefSeq names its product sterol 24-C-methyltransferase. The record is from RefSeq and is a predicted model, not a curated record. Gene Ontology annotation, molecular function: heme binding; iron ion binding; monooxygenase activity. Bases 1 to 1917 code for a protein of 638 amino acids. The transcript is spliced from 3 exons. Lineage: Eukaryota; Fungi; Ascomycota; Sordariomycetes; Glomerellales; Glomerellaceae.
AUGGUAUCAUCAAUCUACAUCCUUGUUGUAGCUGUGGUCGCCUACGGUGUCUACUCCUGCUUCACCGGCCUCCAGCGCAACAUAGCCGAAGCGAAGAAGGUCGGCUUGCCAUAUGUCGUAACUCUAUGGCAGCUCACCCAUAAGUUCUGGAUUCCCAUCAUCAAGACCUUUCCCAAGUCUUGGUGGGAAAACUGGCUCGAUCUCCUCGUGCCGAACUGGUCCUACAACCAACUCCACAAACCAUUUGCGCGCAUCGGCGAGACCUUUAUGAUCGUGUCGCCCUUCCAAAUCCUCAUCGUGACCGACAGCGCCGAAGCCAUCCACCAGAUCACGCAACAGCGCGAGAAGUUCCCCAAGCUGGUCGAGUCGUACGCGAUCCUGAAACAGUUUGGUGACAAUGUCCUGACUACCGAGGGCGCCGUGUGGCGUAUGCACCGAAAGGUCACCUCCGCCGCCUUCAACGAGAAGAACGCCGCCCUUGUCUUUGCCGAGUCCAUCAAGCAGUCGCAGAGCAUGAUCCAAAAGUGGCUCGGCCCGGACGGAAAGAGCAGACAGACCGUCGAGACGCUGGAUCACGAUACCAUGCGCCUGGCGCUCAACAUCAUCAGCUACGUCGGAUUCGGCAUGCGCCUGCUCUGGCCGGGGCAGGCACUCCCUGAGGGCACGGAUCCGAAACUCACAAAGUACAGCUCGCUCGAGGCCUCCCAUGGCCACACGAUGAGCUUUGGCGAUGCCCUUGCCGAGAUGUUGGAACACAUCCUGGUUCUGUUGCUGGUGCCGCACAAGAUUCUGAAGAUGCUUCCCUUCAAGUAUACAAAGAAGGCGGUGGAUUCGCACGAUAAUUACGUGCAGUACAUUGACGAGCUGAUGCAGGACAAGAUCGAAGAUCUGCAGAACGGCGACCACGGGGACGCCGGCAUGGAUCUCAUGGGCCAGCUCGUGAGGUCAAAGUACGGUAACAGGGCGGCGAACAGCGGCGCCAACGGGGUCAUGUCCAAGGGCAAGGAAUCCAAGAUCCCGCAGCUGUCCAAGUCGGAGAUCUCGGGCAACGCUUUCAUCAUGCUUGUCGCGGGCCACGAGACGACGGCGAACGCGAUGCACUUUGGGCUGAUCGAGAUCGCCUGCAAUCCGGCGGUACAGAGGCAGCUCCAGAAGGAUAUCGACAGCAUCUUUGGUGACACCGACCCGAGCGAGUGGAAUUACGAGAGCACAGUGAACCCCAUGCUUGCCUCGAUGCUAGGCGCCUGUAUGAACGAGACGCUGCGAAUGACGCCGGCUGUGGUUGAGAUCCCCAAGAAGGUGAACCCCGAGAGUGACGGCAUCAUCUCGCUCGACGGUGAGAAGUACGCCCUGCCCAAGGGGGCGCACAUCUCCAUUGUAGGCGUGGCGGCACACCGCAACCCGCGCAACUGGCCAUCGAAGCCGAGCAAGGUCACAGGCGCUGACCACGACCUCGACGACUUCGCGCCGGAGCGGUGGUACCGCGCCAGCCUGAACGCGGCGCAGACCGAGGACAAGAGUGGCGACACGGAGGACUACGGCGGGUACAAGGGCUCAGACACGAGCGAGAAGAUGUUUCGGCCGGUGCGGGGAUCGUACGUCCCCUUUUCCGAUGGCCCGCGGUCGUGCCUCGGGCGGCGCAUCGCGCAGGUGGAGAUCAUUGCCGCCUUGUCGGUCGUGUUCCAGCGGUACAGCCUCGAGCUGGCAGUAGACGAGUGGGCGUCGGACGCCGAGGUCGAAGCCAUGGGCCGGGCGGAGCGACAGAAGCUGUACAAGAAGGCACAGGACAAGUGUCGGGAGACGGUCAAGAAGGCAACAACCAUGCUGACGCUGAAGCUGCCGCAAGGGAUGAGUGUCCCGGUCCGGGUUGUGCCGAGAGGGGAGGAGAGGUUUGUCAACUUUGUUGAUUCUGCUUAG